AAACAUAGUUUUAGUGACAUUCUACCACGAGGCGUGUAGUGGGGUUUUCCCAAUAAUUAGUUCACUUAUUUGAAAAAUGAACGGCUAACAGUUUUGAGUUUCCAAUUCGGACCUGUAGCUAAUGACUGAUUUGAAAUCGAUGGCUGCGACACAGUCAGGUGAACCAGAAAAGUCAAUCCUAAAAUGGUAAUCGCAAUUGCCAAGUGGCUUCAGGGGAAUGCACAUGCACACGCAGAUGAAGAAGUUGAGUUAAUGCUAAGCUUCAUUUUCUUACACGGUAACUGCAUAAAUAAAAACCCAUCAACUUUCUGACAUCAUCUUACCCCCAUAAAUGCAGCAUUAAUACAUAGAUACAUGAUGGUAACUCCCCUUUUUCUCUCUUUAAAUACGUCGAGAAGCAGUACUCAAGACAAUAGCAAACCACCCAAAAUUGUCAUGGAGACAAAGCCUAUACUAUUUUCUCCUCUACCCCUCUUUUGUUAUUUUCUCAUUCUUGCUCUCUUCAGUCUUGCUGCUGCUGCUUCUGCUAGCCUAUCUUUUAACUUUUAUGCAGCUUCAUGCCCGUUUGUUGAAUUGAUGGUUGCAAACACAGUGAGAUCAGCAUCUUCUUCUGAUCCAACUAUUCCAGGGAAGCUCCUCCGCUUGGUGUUCCAUGACUGCUUUGUGGAGGGUUGUGACGCGUCAGUGCUGCUAAAAGGAAAUGGGACGGAGCAAAGUGAUCUAGCAAACAAGUCUCUUGGAGGAUUUGCUGUUAUUGAUUCCGCUAAAAGACUACUUGAACUAAUCUGUCCAGGGACUGUUUCUUGCGCUGAUAUUUUGGCUUUUGCUGCAAGAGAUGCUGUUGCAAUUACUGGAGGACCUAUGAUCCAGAUUCCAGCAGGAAGGAGAGAUGGGAGGGCAUCAGCAGCUGCAAAUGUGAGACCAAACAUUGUAGAUACAAGUUUUACUAUGGAUGAAAUGAUCAAAAUCUUCUCCUCUAAAGGGUUAUCCCUGGAUGACCUUGUUACCUUAUCAGGUGCUCACACUAUAGGAGCAGCUCAUUGCAGUGCAUUCAGCGGUCGGUUCCAGGAAGACUCCCAUGGGAAGCUCAAACUCAUUGACCCAUCUCUAGACACUAGUUAUGCAAAUGAGCUAAUGAGAAUGUGUCCAGCAGGAGCAAGCGCAUCAAUAACAGUCAACAAUGAUCCUGAAACGUCCUCUGCGUUUGAUAAUCAAUAUUACCGAAAUCUCUUAGCCCGCAAAGGGCUUUUCCAAUCAGAUUCUAUUCUUUUAGACGAUGAAAGAACAAGGAAACAAGUAGAGGGUUUCGCUAAUGAUGAAGGCAGGUUUUUUGAGAGCUGGAGCCGGUCAUUUUUGAAGCUAACUAGCAUUGGAGUUAAGACAGGGGAAGAAGGUGAAAUUCGACGAUCAUGUUCAGAGAUUAAUGGGUGAAGUUUAGAAAGAAAGAAGGAAAUUUAAUUCCACUUAUUGCCUCGUUUAACUUUGAACAAAUCAUGUACAUGCAAAAGAUUUAUAGUAGUCUUUUUCCCUGUUUCGACUCUUUUUCUGCAGAGGGAUGGAAGAUUAUAAAAGGAGUUAAAAGAA
Molecule: messenger RNA, 1584 nt
Organism: Hevea brasiliensis (rubber tree)
Lineage: Eukaryota; Viridiplantae; Streptophyta; Magnoliopsida; Malpighiales; Euphorbiaceae
Product: peroxidase 46
Exons: 4
Coding region: 355-1431 (358 amino acids)
Biological process (GO): hydrogen peroxide catabolic process; response to oxidative stress
Molecular function (GO): peroxidase activity; heme binding
Source: RefSeq, a predicted model, not a curated record